AUGGGCAGCCAUGGAAAAUUGUCAUCGGUAGCUAUGCUCCGCCGCUCGGUGACACUCUGGUCAGGAUGUGAGAAUGAUUGCAAGCGUCGAGGACGACAGUGCAGAAACCAGUUGGAGGUAGCUGCCAUAGUUCUGGAUGAGCGAUGGAGCUCUUUCACGUCUUGGCUCCAAUAUGACCAAAAAUGGAGGAACAAGGGUCGUGCCAAAAAGGGCCCCGGCCAUGUGCAGCCAAUUCGCUGCACAAACUGCGCCCGGUGUGUGCCCAAGGAUAAGGCCAUUAAGAAGUUUGUCAUUCGGAACAUUGUAGAAGCCGCUGCAGUCAGGGACAUAUCUGAAGCAAGUGUCUUCGACGCUUAUGUGCUUCCCAAGCUCUAUGUCAAGCUGCACUACUGCGUGAGCUGUGCCAUUCAUAGCAAGGUCGUCAGGAAUCGAUCUUGUGAGGCCCGGAAGGACGGAACACCCCCACCACGAUUCAGACCUGCUGGCGCUGCACCACGACCUCCACCAAAGCCCAUGUAAAGAGGUGAUUUCAUGAAGGUAGAAAAAAAAAUACCAUGGAAAAAUAAAACUGAAGUUAUACUUUA
This is a messenger RNA of Rattus rattus (black rat), 584 nucleotides long. RefSeq names its product 40S ribosomal protein S26-like. Bases 1 to 519 code for a protein of 172 amino acids. The record is from RefSeq and is a predicted model, not a curated record. Lineage: Eukaryota; Metazoa; Chordata; Mammalia; Rodentia; Muridae. Gene Ontology annotation, cellular component: cytosolic small ribosomal subunit; ribosome. The transcript has 2 exons. Gene Ontology annotation, biological process: translation. Gene Ontology annotation, molecular function: mRNA binding; structural constituent of ribosome.